Messenger RNA from Ceratina calcarata, 396 nucleotides. Its product is annotated as glucose-6-phosphate 1-epimerase-like. The transcript is spliced from 2 exons. Gene Ontology annotation, molecular function: glucose-6-phosphate 1-epimerase activity; carbohydrate binding. The annotation marks the transcript as partial. Gene Ontology annotation, cellular component: cytoplasm. Gene Ontology annotation, biological process: carbohydrate metabolic process. The record is from RefSeq and is a predicted model, not a curated record. Lineage: Eukaryota; Metazoa; Arthropoda; Insecta; Hymenoptera; Apidae.
ACGAGAGACAACCAAAUCUUUCAAGAAGGUCGCGACGUGGUGACCGUGUGCGAGUGGACGGACAGAAUUUACCAGAACACGCAACCGGAGCACAUAAUCACGAACGUCGUGUCCGGCAGGAAGAUGCGCGUGCAAAAGUACAAUUUUCCCGAUACGGUCGUUUGGAAUCCUUGGCAGGAGAAGGCUCGUGACAUUCCAGACUUCGGCGACGACGAGUUCCCGAACAUGAUUUGCGUUGAGAGCGGUCACGUCAGUAGUCCAGUGAUAUUGCUCCCUGGAACGGCUUUCGAAGCCAGUCAAAUCUUACAGGUAAUGUGAGUAGAGGGUGGACCAACGUCGCACGCAACACCGGGAAGCGGUGCGAACACGUUGCUACCGGUUUCUUCCGCAUCGGGU